Molecule: messenger RNA, 1437 nt
Organism: Truncatella angustata
Lineage: Eukaryota; Fungi; Ascomycota; Sordariomycetes; Amphisphaeriales; Sporocadaceae
Product: centromere/microtubule-binding protein cbf5
Exons: 3
Coding region: 1-1437 (478 amino acids)
Biological process (GO): mRNA pseudouridine synthesis; box H/ACA sno(s)RNA 3'-end processing; rRNA pseudouridine synthesis
Cellular component (GO): box H/ACA snoRNP complex
Molecular function (GO): RNA binding; pseudouridine synthase activity
Source: RefSeq, a predicted model, not a curated record
AUGGCUAGCAACGAGUCUUUCGUCAUCAAGCCCCAGGCUACCACUCCGGCUAUUGACUGGAGCCAGGUGCCUCUGCUCCUGCGCAACUAUGACAAGCUUCUCGUGCGCACCGGUCACUUCACCCCCAUUGACCAUGGCUGCUCUCCCAUGAACCGCGACCUCAAGUCCUACAUCAGCUCUGGUAUCAUCAACCUGGACAAGCCUUCCAACCCCUCGAGUCACGAAGUUGUCGCCUGGGUCAAGCGUAUUCUCCGGGUUGAGAAGACUGGCCACUCCGGUACCCUCGAUCCCAAGGUCACCGGGUGCCUGAUUGUCUGCAUCGACCGUGCCACUCGUCUCGUCAAGUCCCAGCAGGGUGCCGGAAAAGAGUACGUUGCCGUCAUCCGCCUGCACGACAAGCUGCCUGGCGGCCAGGCUCAAUUCGCCCGCGCCCUCGAGACCCUCACCGGUGCUCUCUUCCAAAGACCCCCCUUGAUCUCCGCCGUCAAGCGUCAGCUCCGUAUUCGUACCAUUCACGAGAGCAAGCUGAUCGAGUUCGACAAUGAUCGCCAUCUCGGUGUGUUCUGGGUCAGCUGCGAGGCUGGUACCUAUAUCAGAACCCUUUGCGUACACUUGGGCCUGUUGUUGGGUGUCGGCGGCCACAUGCAGGAGCUGCGCAGAGUUCGAAGUGGUGCCAUGGACGAGACCAAGGACCUCGUCACCCUGCACGACGUUCUCGAUGCCCAGUACAUGCUUGACAACCAGCGAAACGAGGCAUACCUCAGGAACAUCAUCCAGCCCCUCGAGACUCUCUUGGUCGGCUAUAAGAGAAUUGUCGUCAAGGACAGCAGUGUCAACGCCAUCUGCUAUGGCGCCAAGCUCAUGCUUCCCGGUCUGCUGAGAUAUGAGGCAAACAUUGAUGUCCAUGAGGAGGUUGUGCUCAUCACCACCAAGGGUGAGGCCAUCGCCAUCGGUAUUGCUCAGAUGAGCACUGUCGAGAUGAGCACAUGUGACCACGGUGUAGUUGCCAAGGUCAAGCGCUGCAUCAUGGAGAGGGAUCUCUACCCUAGACGCUGGGGACUCGGCCCCGUCGCUGGUGAGAAGAAGAAGUUGAAGGCAUCGGGCAAGCUUGACAAGUAUGGACGCCCCAACGAGCAGACACCUGCCACCUGGACCUCGUCCUACAAGGAUUUCGGUCCUCCUGCUGGUGAGGCCGCAGCCACCGAGGCUGCCCCUGCUGGUGACGUCACCAUGUCAGAAGCUCCUGCUGUUGCCGUUCCUGAGAAGAAGGCCGACGAGGAGCCUGCUUCUGAUGACGACAAGAAGAAGCGCAAGAAGCACGACGGCGAGACAGCAGAGGAGAAGGCGGAGCGCAAGCGAUUAAAGGCAGAGAAGAAGGCAGCCAAGAAGGCCAAGCGAGCCUCUAUGGCCUCUGCGCCGGACAGCGACUCUGAUUGA